AUGUGGGCUCCUGUCGACUGCGAGAUAUACUGGCGGGACCAUCAUGACUGGCUUCAGCAACGAGGGUACAUGCUACGCCCCCGGUAUAAACCCGACUGGAAACCUUCUUGGACAGGAACGAAUAAGUCGCCUUUCUUGUGCGACGAUGGACAAGACGCAAUCAGACCAGUGGUCAUGGACGCGACGCGCGUCAGCGACAACCGGAUGGUGCUCCUAAAGCGCGUUGAUAAGUCGGUUCAUCCCUACGAGGUCGAGAUGGGCACACUCCAAGACCCCACCGAUCAAAACAUCACUUUCAUUGUUAUGCCGCAUCUAAGGAGAUAUACUAAUCCUAGCUUCCGAACAAUCGGCGAAGCGAUCGAGUUUUUCCGCCAAGUGUUAGAGGGUCUACACUUCAUGCACGAACACCAUGUCGCUCAUCGAGACUGCAUGUCGCUCAACAUCAUGAUGGACGCUGGGCCUAUGUAUCCUGACGGAUAUCACCCCCGAGCAACAUUCCUGACGCGUGACUAUUCUCAAACAGCCAGGUAUCACUCUAGGACGCGGCGUCCAGUGAAGUACUACCUGACCGACUUUGGUAUCUCCUGCCGGUUCGAGGAGGAUGACCUGAACCCAGUGGUUAUACCAAUUCUCAGCGGUGAUCGCUCUGCUCCAGAAUUUCAAGAGGACGAAACGACCCCUCGCAACCCCUUUCCGACAGAUGUCUACUAUCUGGGGAACGUCAUCCGGGAAGAUUUUUUUUUUUUUGAGAAAUACUCAAAUAUCGAAUUCAUGAAACCCCUUCUGGAGUCCAUGGUGAACCCCGACGUUGAUGCUCGUCCAACCAUGUCCGAGGUUGUCGAGACUUUCAAGACGAUUGUCUCGAAGCUGUCCGGCUGUCAAAUCCGCAGUCGGCUGAUACGACGCGAGGACGACGACUUCGUCAACGCGUUACUUUACCAACCAUUGAUUCGAAGGCGUAUCAGGCGUAUAGGAGUUGGGUCACGCCCAUGA
This is a messenger RNA of Dichomitus squalens LYAD-421 SS1, 993 nucleotides long. RefSeq lists its product as uncharacterized. The record is from RefSeq and is a predicted model, not a curated record. Gene Ontology annotation, biological process: protein phosphorylation. Bases 1 to 993 code for a protein of 330 amino acids. The transcript is spliced from 8 exons. Gene Ontology annotation, molecular function: protein kinase activity; ATP binding. NCBI's taxonomy places the organism in Eukaryota, Fungi, Basidiomycota, Agaricomycetes, Polyporales, Polyporaceae.